Molecule: messenger RNA, 2959 nt
Organism: Microplitis mediator
Lineage: Eukaryota; Metazoa; Arthropoda; Insecta; Hymenoptera; Braconidae
Gene: SppL
Product: signal peptide peptidase-like 3
Exons: 8
Coding region: 727-1905 (392 amino acids)
Biological process (GO): membrane protein proteolysis
Cellular component (GO): Golgi-associated vesicle membrane; lumenal side of endoplasmic reticulum membrane; cytoplasmic side of endoplasmic reticulum membrane
Molecular function (GO): aspartic endopeptidase activity, intramembrane cleaving
Source: RefSeq, a predicted model, not a curated record
AUCUAUAUAUAUAUAUUUUACAGAGCAGAGAGUAAGCAAGCGAUAGUUGCUGAGAUCAUACACGAACACGAGCAACGUUGAAGCUGUUCGUUGUAACAGCAGCAUAAAUUGCAAACCGCGAGUGGCCAUUUUUUACUGGCAUUUACAGCGCAAGUGAAAGGUUUAUAUAAAUAUAUAAUAUACUUAUAUUACAAUAAUAUAAUUAUUUAAAUUUAAAUAUAAUAUAAAGGUGAUGAAUUCAAUUGUUGAAAGUUAUUGCUUCGGACAGCUCAGCAGAUGAAGUUUUGUGACCCGGGACACCAGGAGUUUAGUUCUUUAAGGGCCAGGGGCCAUUGUCACGUGAUCUGUGUUUACUAAAAUGGUGACCCAUUGCAAGUGACAAACAAUUGUCUGUAAUGACAAAUAUUUAUCUAUAUGUCCAGUGUAGUUGCUUGGUAUUAAAAGUAAUUUAAUUAUUGAACUGAACUGAGUGGAUGGAGAUAUAUUGAUGAAGACAAGUAAUUGUACACGAGUAACUUGAUUAAUUGAUAACAAGUGGUAAUUUGAACAUCUGCUGGAUAAACUUUGGUUUAUAAAUAUGCUAAAUGUAGAAGAAUUCAGAAUGGUUUACAGAUGAUCUUGGAUGCAAGUAGGUGCCAAUGGAAAGAAAUUUGAGAAGGGACAUAUUAAUGUCAUAGUACCCUCGCAUUGUGACAACAAACGCCUGCGGCCAGCUGACUCUUAAAGAUGGCCACUAAUCAAGUUGAUUACCAGUGGGCUUAUUCCAUUAUGGAUUCGUCCAGAGUAUCCACGUUCCUUAUUUCAAUUUUAUUAAUUGUCUACGGGAGUUUUCGAUCUCUGAAUAUGGAACAAGAGGCGAGAGAGAGAGAGAAAGAAAAAGAGCGUAAAAAUUUAUUAAAUGGACUGGCGAGUGGUACCGGUAUUACCGAUGGUUCUGCUAGUUCUGGUGUUCAAACUCUAGAUACUAUGCACGCUCUUUGUUUACCUCUCGGUGCUUCCAUAUCUCUACUGAUAAUGUUUUUCUUCUUUGAUAGUAUGCAAAUGCUUUUUGCUAUUUGCACAGCAAUUAUUGCCACGGUCGCACUAGCAUUCCUUCUUCUACCCAUGUGCCAGUAUAUUAUCCGACCGUGUUCUGAUGGAAAUAAAAUAUCAUUUGGAGUUUGCGGCAGGUUUACCAGUGCUGAGUUGUUAUCAUUCUCACUUAGUGUUAGCAUAGUAUGUAUUUGGGUGUUAACAGGACACUGGUUACUCAUGGACGCAAUGGGUAUGGGUCUGUGUGUUGCCUUCAUAGCAUUUGUACGACUGCCUAGUCUGAAGGUAUCCACACUCUUACUCACUGGACUACUCAUCUAUGAUGUUUUCUGGGUUUUCUUUUCGUCUUAUAUAUUUAGUACAAACGUCAUGGUCAAGGUGGCAACUAGGCCAGCUGACAAUCCCGUCGGACUCGUGGCAAGACGACUACAUCUAGGCGGAGUCGCGCGUGAAGCUCCUAAGCUUUCUUUACCUGGUAAACUGGUUUUCCCGUCAAUGCAUCAAGCUGGGCACUUCUCAAUGCUUGGCCUUGGCGAUGUUGUCAUGCCUGGGCUAUUACUCUGCUUUGUUUUACGUUAUGACGCUUACAAAAAAAGCCAACUCAUACCCGGUGGCUGUGAAGCUGGUGUACCACCUCCGAGACAUCUUGGCCGUAUCAGUUACUUCCACUGCUCACUCAUCGGUUAUUUUCUUGGUCUACUCACUGCCACAGUAAGCUCCGAGGUCUUUAAAGCCGCCCAACCUGCAUUACUUUAUCUCGUACCAUUUACGCUUUUGCCGUUACUUACCAUGGCAUAUCUCAAGGGAGAUUUAAGAAGAAUGUGGAGUGAACCGUUUAUAACUCAUCCACCAUCAAAACAUAUGGAUGUUUGACAACUGUCAUGGGAUCGCACAUUUCAAGUAUUUCGCCAUAAGAAAAAAAAAUUGAAUACGUAUGUAAUAUCAUAUUUCAAUUUAAUACUCUUAGUUUCAUCAGUAUCAUACAUACGUAAGUAAAAUUCGCUUAUCAUUCAUUUAAAGAAAAAAAUAUUAUUUUUUUUUAUAAUUAUCAUUUUUUUUUACACUAACAUUUAUUUCGUCAUCAUUUUAAAUGAAAUCCUAAAAAAAAAAAAAUAUGCAAUGAAAUUACUUGACUUUUAUUAAUGUUAUCGUUUGAAUAUUGUAAAAAUGCACUAUGGAGAUUCAACGAUAUGUAGAAUUUAGAUGUAAAAUUAUAAGUUAUUACUGAUAUUUAAUUUAAAUAUCUUAUUAAUAAUAUUAUAUAUGGAGUAUGGCUGACUGAGAAAAAAAAAAUUGCGAUUUAAUUUUUUUUUAAAUCUUUAAAUAAGUAAUAUUUAAACGUAAUAAAUAUUAUUUAUUCCGGUAAAUUGUGAUGUAAAAAAGAAAAAGAUAAUACUGAAAGUAUCUAUAAAUCCAGAGAAAUUAUAUUAGAGUCUACGUUUUACGUAAAAUAAUCAUAAAUUAAACGGACAAAUUUGUAAUUAGUCAUCUAUUUUUUUUUUUUUUUUUUUUUUUAUAUUUUAUUUAUUUUGUAUAAGAAAUUAUACAUUUAAACGUAAAUAAAUUCUGAGGCAAUAGUUAUUACUUUUAAUUAUAAUUAAAAUUGACAUUUAUUUGAUUGUGUCGGUAUGUCAAUUUAAUUGUAGACACGCGUGUUGGUUGUGAAUUUAUUUAAUGAACUCAAAACUUACCUUUUUUUUUUUUUGUUUCUUUUUUUUAAACUGAAUAAAAGCAACAAUGUUAUGUAUAUAUAAAUAUAUUAAUUAUAAAUCAUUUUCAUAAGUGUUUUAAAACACUUUAAGUUUUGGUAAUUAUUUUAUUGGAGAAUAUUCUCAUAGAAGAUAAUUCUUCUAAGAUAGAAAAAAAAAAUAUUUAAUGAACAAAUGUGCCGAAACUUUUUUGUUUGUACCUUAAAAAAAUUAUUUAA